This is a messenger RNA of Eimeria mitis, 681 nucleotides long. RefSeq names its product ubiquinone biosynthesis protein COQ4, putative. Gene Ontology annotation, biological process: ubiquinone biosynthetic process. The transcript has 5 exons. The coding region runs from base 1 to 681 and encodes 226 amino acids. The record is from RefSeq and is a predicted model, not a curated record. Lineage: Eukaryota; Apicomplexa; Conoidasida; Eucoccidiorida; Eimeriidae.
AUGAUAGAAGAUGAAGAAGGCCGAGAGGUGCUGCAGCAGCGGCUUUUGUUUGACGAAAGAUUUAUAAACUACGAGGCCCUGAGGCGGCUCCCCAAAGACACUCUGGGGUAUGCACUGAUGAGGUUUCUCGAUUCAAACUCUCUGCAUGCGGGCCACCGCCAGCCGGUGCGGUUCAUCGAGGACGAGGAGUUGGCUUACGUGCUCACACGCUACAGACAACUGCAUGACGUGAUGCAUGCGGCGUUUGGCCUCGGCAUCAGUGUAGAGGCGGAGGUCGCCCUCAAGCUCAUCGAAUUCUAUCAGACAGGGCUACCGAUGACGUUUUUUGCUGCUGCUUUCGGUCCCCUUGCUGCUCCUCAUCUUCGCGUGCUGCUGCCUGCUGCUGCAGCAGAUCCAGCCUAUGCUGGGGGUGCUGCUGCUGCUGUUGCUGCUGCAGCACAUCGUCUUACUCAAGCCCCAAACAGCUGCAUGCAGUUGCUGCUGCCGCAGCAGCAGCAGCAGCAGCAGCAUCAGCAGGAACAGGAUGCAGCAGCAGCAGCACAACCGGCAGCAGCAGAAACAACAGCAGAAACAUCAGCAGCAGCAGCAGCAGCAGCAGCAGCAGCAGCAGCAGCAGAUGAGCCUGUAGUGCUCCACCCGCGUUUUGUGCUUCUAAAUGAAAUGCUUCCUUGGGUGAGAUAA